Messenger RNA from Octodon degus (degu), 11242 nucleotides. It is a transcript of the gene Rgl1, whose product is annotated as ral guanine nucleotide dissociation stimulator like 1. Gene Ontology annotation, cellular component: plasma membrane. The record is from RefSeq and is a predicted model, not a curated record. Gene Ontology annotation, biological process: positive regulation of GTPase activity; Ras protein signal transduction. Lineage: Eukaryota; Metazoa; Chordata; Mammalia; Rodentia; Octodontidae. The transcript is spliced from 20 exons. Gene Ontology annotation, molecular function: guanyl-nucleotide exchange factor activity. Bases 390 to 3011 code for a protein of 873 amino acids.
AGUCUUAGGGGGUCUUAAAUUUUCGGCUAUGGGCACCCUAGGCGGGUGGCCUCGGCUUUUGCUGCCGUCGCCGCUACCACAACCGAGCACCUAUUUUUGGGGUCCUGUGUAAGUUCCGGCCGGUCCGGACCUACCCGUGGAGUGGGAUGGACAGGUUGCGCGACCAAGUCCCCUGCAGUCGGCAGGAGUAUGGGGCGGAGUGAUGCACGCCGUGCGCCCAAUCUGGUUCUACUCAUCGGAGACGUAGCUUCGGACCGCGCGCUGGCAGGAACUGCUUUCCCGAGCCGGGAGCCCCCUUCCCGGGGUUGGAGCUACGCCACGCAGCUAGCCAGAGGUCCCCAAGGACGGAGUCAAAAGAUCCGUGAUGCCUCCAGCCUACCUCUCUCAAGAUGGAGGGGAAGCCUGCAGAAGAGCCUACUCUAGUGGUGCCUAAAGUCAAAUUCUCCAGCAAGGUAGAAAACACAGGACACUGGGUGGUGGAAGAUCAUGCUCGAAUAUGGGAAGUUUUAAAGACAGAGGAGAGCUCGAUUCAGGACUGGGGUGAAGAGAUAGAGGAAGGAGCUGUUUACCAUGUCACCCUCAAAAGAGUCCAGAUUCAGCAGGCUGCCAAUAAAGGAGCAAGAUGGCUAGGGGUUGAAGGGGACCAGCUGCCUCCAGGACAUACAGUCAGUCAAUAUGAGACCUGUAAGAUCAGGACCAUAAAAGCUGGCACCCUGGAGAAACUUGUCGAGAACUUGCUGACAGCUUUUGGGGACAAUGACUUUACCUAUAUCAGCAUCUUCCUGUCAACCUACAGAGGCUUUGCUUCUACUAAAGAAGUGUUGGAACUGCUGCUGGACAGGGUGUAUGAUUCACAAAAGUUGUAUGCUUUGACUAAGAUCAACCAGUUGAUUAAGUGGCAGGUCUGGUGUUUGAACUCAGGUUCAGCUAACACCGAGACCAGAGUCUGCUACCCAGGGCUUUUGAUCUUAGACCUGCCGUCUCAGAGAAUAUGGGGAUCUCAGCUGCUUCUGAUGAUCUCCUCCUACGCUUGCCUACAUCAGAGUAAAGAGCCGGCAGAGGUAUCUCAAAAUGUCUUUAUUGACAUUGUGUUGUUGAAGUCACAACUGCUUGGUAUCAGGAGCAGCAGUGCCAUCGCGUCAAUCCUAAGGGCCUGGCUUGACCAGUGUGCAGAAGACUUCCGGGAGCCGCCUCACUUCCCCUGCUUACAAAAACUGCUGGAUUAUCUCAAAAGGAUGAUGCCAGGCUCUGACCCAGAAAGAAGGGCGCAGAAUCUUCUUGAGCAGUUUCAGAAGCAAGAAGUGGAAACGGACAAUGGGCCUCCCAGCUCCAUCUCCUUCAGCCUGGAAGAGGACGAAGAGCCGGAGGGUGCAGGGCCAGUGGAGUUCACCUGCUUCUCAGAAGAUCUUGUGGCAGAGCAGCUCACGUAUAUGGAUGCACAACUAUUCAAGAAGGUCGUUCCUCACCACUGCCUGGGCUGCAUUUGGUCUCAAAGAGAUAAGAAGGAAAACAAGCAUUUGGCUCCUACCAUCCGUGCGACCAUCUCUCAGUUCAACACCCUUACCAAAUGCGUGGUCAGCACUGUCCUGGGCAGCAAAGAACUCAAGACCCAGCAGAGAGCCAAAAUCAUUGAGAAGUGGAUUAACAUUGCUCAUGAAUGUAGAAUUCUAAAGAACUUUUCCUCCUUGCGGGCCAUCGUUUCAGCGCUGCAGUCUAACUCCAUCUAUCGCUUGAAAAAGACCUGGGCUGCCGUCCCAAAGGACCGAAUGCUAAUGUUUGAAGAACUUUCAGAUAUCUUCUCAGACCAUAAUAACCAUCUGACCAGCCGGGAACUACUGAUGAAGGAAGGAACUUCCAAGUUUGCAAACCUGGACAGCAGUGUAAAGGAAAACCAGAAGCGAACCCAGAGGCGGCUGCAGCUCCAGAAGGAUAUGGGUGUGAUGCAGGGAACUGUGCCCUACCUGGGGACCUUCCUGACCGAUCUGACCAUGCUAGACACUGCUCUUCAGGACUACAUUGAGGGAGGACUAAUUAACUUUGAAAAAAGGAGAAGGGAAUUUGAAGUGAUUGCCCAGAUAAAGCUCUUACAGUCUGCUUGCAACAGCUACUGCAUGACCCCAGACCCCAGGUUCAUCCAGUGGUUCCAGCGGCAGCAGCUGCUCACGGAGGAGGAGAGCUAUGCCUUCUCCUGUGAGAUCGAAACAGCAGCGGAAGCCAGCACCACCUCACCCAAGCCUCGGAAGAGUAUGGUGAAGAGGCUCAGCCUCCUGUUUCUGGGGUCUGACCUCAUCACCGGCAGCACUCCCACCAAAGAGCAGCCCAAGUCCACCGCCAGUGGGAGCUCUGGGGAAAGCAUGGACUCCGUCAGUGUGUCCUCCUGCGAGUCGAACCACUCCGAGGUGGAGGAGGGCUCUAUGACCCCGAUGGACACCCCGGAUGAGCCUCAGAAGAAGCUCUCCGAGUCCUCCUCCUCAUGUUCUUCCAUCCACUCCAUGGACACAAAUUCCUCAGGGAUGUCGACCUUACUCAACCCCCUCUCUUCCCCGCCACCCUGUAGCAACGACCCUAAAAUCCAUAAGCGCUCCGUCUCUGUGACGUCCAUUACCUCCACAGUACUGCCCCCCGUUUACAACCAACAGAACGAAGACACCUGCAUCAUCCGCAUCAGCAUAGAGGACAACAAUGGCAACAUGUACAAGAGCAUCAUGUUGACAAGCCAGGAUAAAACCCCUGCCGUGAUCCAGAGAGCAAUGCUGAAGCACAAUCUGGACUCAGACCCCGCCGAAGAGUAUGAGUUGGUGCAAGUCAUCUCAGAAGACAAAGAACUUGUGAUCCCAGAUUCAGCGAAUGUCUUUUAUGCCAUGAAUAGCCAAGUGAACUUUGAUUUCAUUUUGCGCAAAAAGAACUCAGUGGAAGAACCAGUGAAAUUGCGUAGCCGGACCAGCUUGACGCUGCCCAGGACAGCUAAACGGGCUUGCUGGAGUAACAGGCACAGCAAGAUCACCCUCUGAGCAGGGCACCAGAGACCCCGGCUCAUCCAAAGCAGAGUCAGGCUGAGAACAAGCCUGGUGAUUGCUACUACCAUCCAGUGUUAGCGGGUUAUUGGUGAAAUCAAUGGAUAUUUAUUGAGUACCUGUGGUGUACAAAGCAGUAUGUGGAAAUGACUUCAACAUGAAAAGGACAAAUGAUUUACUGAUCCUCUUUGACUUUUUUGAGACUGAGAUACAAAACUAUCCACAUUUUAUAUAUAUGCACACAUAUUUAGUAUAUAUACAUAUAUGUAUAUGUAUAUAUAUGUAUAUAUAUAUGAUAUAUUAGAGAGACUUUAUGGGAUGUUUGGGACUAUGGAAAAACAAAUUUGCACAAUGGCCUGGGAAGUUGAGGUCACUUUUUUAGGGACACAGAAGGAACUGAGAACCUAGUCUUACACUUUCCAAAUAAGUAGAGUCAACCCUAAAAGUAUGGAAUGUCUUUUGUGUCAGUAUUACAAGAAAUCUAAGCUUUAUUUUUCUAAAGAGAGAGGAUUACUUUCUCAAUCAAGUGCCACCACAUUAAACAACUGCAGAGGUUGGAACUGCCACUGGCUGAAUGAAAGACCACUUUGGGAAGGGUCUGGAUGAGUCAGUGGCCUCUGACCUCUGUCUGCAUCUGCUGAUUUCUGCUCCCAGGGAGGGCCAGGAAGAGCCCCAGAGGCCCCUGCGGGCCCCCACUGUUGCCAUCACAACAUCUCUGGAGUUAACACAAGUCUGUUUGAUUUCUGGCAGCCCUGUUGUUUCUGUUUUAUCUCCUAAAGAACAUAUCAUAAUCAUUCUUGCACAAAAGCCAUGCUCUUUGGUAACUUAUCAGCCAGAAAAGAAAACACAAAAGAACAGUGACUCAUUUGGACUCCUACCUGUCUUGAAUGCCACUACUUUAUGGCCUUCUCUGAUUUGCCUUUUGCAUGUAAACCUGUAUGUCUGGAGUCUUCUGCCAUCUGGAUCCUAGUCCCUCUAUAUUAUGUGCAAUUUGUUCCUCAGGUGUAGAAAGUUCUACUGAGAUUGAUUACAUUUGAUUAGUUUGAGCCUGUGAGCUCCCUGUUCCAGGCCCUGCAGAAGACAUUCCCUGUGAUAGCAACAUCCACUUUACUUUUAUAGUGCUCUGGUGCCUGGUCCUGGGAAUAGAAGCAGGAGUGCAUACUUUAUCUAGCUCUUUCACAAAGAGGUACAUUCUUCCAGAUGGCGUCAAUAGUGUUCUUUUUUCAGCGCCCAUAUUUGCUAUCAGUGUCACUGUUCAGCGACAUUUCUGUCUCUAGUAACACCAUCGUACUCUCCCUUCUGCAUCUGAGCUAUGCUGGGGUUUGAACUAAAAAGCCAUAGGUGGGACACUGACAUGUAAGAAGCACUUUCAAAUUGUAAUUUCUUCUUAAGAAAAGAAAUCCCCAAAUAUCAGUUUUUAUUCCAAAAAUAAAGACAAUAAACCCAGAAAAAAGAGCAGGUUAUAAUGUGGAGCUUUUGUCCCUCUGCUCUUGUAUUACAGCUCCCAAAGGUUGGGUGGGAUUUUUGUUAUAUAAAGAGCUGUAUGAAUUCUGCAAGAAACACCAGGAAAUGUAUAGAGAUUUGUGUUGAUGGACCAAAGAGUGAGCCAGGAAGGCCUCAGAUGUCCUUGGUCUUUGUAGGAGAUCGGGCUGUGUUGUAUAGAGUGACUGGGUUUCAACUAGCCAAAAAGCACUUUGUUCUGUGAGCCCCUUUUGAUUUGUGCUUCUGUGCUUGGGAGAAGAGAUGCCCAGGGUCUCAGCCAUCAGGAAGAUUGAAGGAAUGUAGCCUCGAGCUGACUUUCUUGCUAUGAAGGUCACAGCGAAAAUGUAAAACUAUCGGUCUCAUUAAGGGUGUGCUACCAAGACAUACCUGUUGUGCCCAUGUGCUCACCCUGUGUAUUUAUACUGUACAUGUAGAUCCUAGAUUUAUAUACUGCAUUGUAAAAAAUAUAUUUACCUUUUUUAAAAAGACAAUGGAAAUUCCACGUAGAUGAAACAUGGCCUCAUUUAUUUAAUGCCACUUUACUUGUCUUAGAUUUGCUUAAUGGUGGACAGCAGGGCAGUGUUUCCAGCUGUUUGCAUGCUUGUCUUUUUUGCAUCCCCCUCAUCUGUUUAUCCUUUGGUUAAACUAAUAAACUGGUUUGGGACUUGGUUGGCAUGUGCUGCCAGACCCAAAGGGACUGUAUCUGGAGUGUUCAUCAGUGGGGCUCUGGGUUCCAGAAAGGUUGGUAAGCCUUUCGUGAGCCCACUUGGUAUCAGAUGGAGGGAGCAGUUGGAAAGCCAGCAGCAGCGUGGGAGAGAAUGGUCCCCAGCAGCAAGUGUCCCGAGCAUUUAGGGGGAAGAAUGAAGACUCAGGAGAUAGCAACAGAGGUGGUGCCUUGCUGGGGUGCUAUUCUUAGGAGUCACGUACUGGGGAUGUCCUUAUAAAAUCCACCUUAGAAAGAGGAGCCAAGAUAGUAGUACUCUCCCUUCUUUCUGAGCUAUGUUCCCAUUUGACAGUAGCUGCCCACGUGAUCAUCUUGCAACCUUCUAUGGUUCUCCAGAAGCCAGAGAGUGGGGAAAGGUCUUCCCAAAAGGCAUUCAGGCUGAAUCUGACUUUACUCAACACAGUGUAUUGUCUUUCUGUACUGUUUCCAGAAGUUACCCAGAAUUAUCUUCUGAUGGAUUACUAAAUGAGCCCAAACUAUUAACAUUUUGUGUUACAUUUGGGAGAUACUGAUGGAAAUUUAGGGGGAGAGAACUAGGCAUUUUAAUGGUAAUUGACACUGUGGGUUGGAGCAGGAACAGAUUUCUAUCUCUGCUGAUGGUUCACUGUUUUUUCAAGACCAUCCUAGAGCACCGUUUCCCUAGUCUUGUCUCUAUCCAGAAACGGGGCUUGGUGACUUUUGCCAGAGGUAAUGAUGCAUUUAGAUUUCCUUCUUUGGAGCAUUUCCACAUUCUUCCUGCGGCACCAGGCCAUCAGGAAGCAGAUAGUGUUGCUGACAUGCUCCUGCUUCAGUGAUGUUGAGAAGUUCCUGAUGACAACGCUCUUCUACAGAUGCCUACGGUUCUUAGGUCGUGUUUUCCAUCACUGUUCCCCUAGAAUCUCUCUUAAAUACCUCUGCAAGGGAUGUGUCAAGUUAGGCUAGGCUACAUUGAAGCAACAAACCAAGUAAUUUAGACUAGGUUUUAUUUUUACAUUACAGUGCCAGUGUCCUAUCAUGUCAGGCAAGUCUCUGGAGGCUUUUCUGUGACAGUGGUCCAAGGGUCCAGCUGGCUUUCGUCUUGUAACUCUGCUGUCUCAGCUUUUUCUUACAAGUCACAGUGUGGUAUGAAAAGCACAAAGUCACCCUGUUCUGCUCAUAUUAGACAAGUGACACAUGCCUCCAUUCAUAGUCCAUAGUCCAUAGCCUGUGACCCCAGUGUGAGUUCAGGGGCGAUGGGAAAUUUAGAGCAUUUGGGUACCUGGUGGGCCUAGCAGUUCCUAUCUCUUGAGAUUUGUGUAGUAUGAAGGAACAGCACUCAUAGACUCUUGUGGUUGGCCUGGGGAAGUCAUGUCCUCAAGCCCCUGACCUCCCACCUGGGUGAGCAACUAAAUGUCUACAUGUGAGUUGGAAAGCUGAGAGGUGGCCUUCCCCACAUGGACCUGCAGCACCCUUGGGGGGGGGCUCAGCCUGCUGCUUAUCUGGGGAAAGACGGACACAAGGAGUUGGAGGGUGGCCAGGAUUCCUGCAGCUUGCUCUCCUACUGUGGUCCAAAGUAGUUUAUGGAGACAGGCAUGUGGAGCUUGUGCAGUAUCCCUAGCAGGCCUGUGGGUUUUGUAAUGUAGACCAGUUUUUAUGCAAGGACAGCCAGUAUGAAGCCACCAGGAGCUACAGCACCUCCUUCAGAGCCAGAGGGAUGCAGUGAUUCUGAGCAGGGCUCACCUUCCUGAAUGCUUUCUCACUGCAAUCUACAGUGCUGCUGGAUCCUCCCUCCUCUGCCUCUGAAUCUUUCCUGCAGGAAGGGGAUCGUCACUCCCAGGUCCCUAUCCAAGAAAGCUCAGAUGCACAGCUGUGCUGCUAUCCACGGGCAUGGCGCCCCGUGAGCAUGCAGCAAGCGGGCUGCUUGCUCAGCCCCACCUCCGCCCUUCUCUGCUGUUGCGAGGUUAAAGCCUUUCUCACAUUAAGAACCAGGCUGUCUCUGCUUCCAGCUCAAGCCUCCCUCCCCACACUCUUCCCAUCCACUGUCUCCUCUUUUUGGCUUGUGCACUUGUGUUACUGCCUCCAGCAACUGGCCUCAAUUUGUCUUCUCCCAUUGCCUACCCUUCUCUCCUCAACUCAGUCCUGAGUAGCAGAGCUUUGGGGAUGCCACUGGGGAAGCUGCCACUGCCCUUGCCUCUCAAAUUCCAAAGAUUGUGAGCUUCAUCUCCUUCCACACAGAUGUGCACUAAGCUGCUUCUUCCCCUGUGCACCUUUAGUGACCACCGUUCCCUUAAAGUCGUUAUAGUUCACACUGGCAUUUUAAAAAACAGCUAAAACUGCUCCAGUCACAUAACUUAGAAAACUCAACCCCAACUUAAGAGUCAGCUUCAGACUUUCAGUGCCCUUUUGAGAGAGGAUAGAUAUAUGAUCACUGGCUGUUUCCUAAGCUUCUGCAGAACAGAAAGAGUUGCUCACUCCACCCUGAAAAUCAGGUUCCUUAAAGUUAAGAGUCUAGUAAGGGCCCAGAGCAGCCCUCUGGACCCACAGGGGCUUGGAAGCAGGCAGUUUGUUUCUGGUUUGGAAGCCCCUUGGAAGCCCCAGGUUGCUUUGAUAUGGCAAUUUUAUUAAAAUGUCCAUUGCAGAGGAAGCCAAGCUGAGGAAACUAAAGAGAGGGACAUUAAAAAAAAUAAAUGCAAUAAAUGAGAAAUGAAGAGAAACCAAUUCUCAGAGAUGAUUCUUCAUUGUUCCCACCCCUUUCCAUGGCCAAUGGGAGGAUGGCUUUGGGCUGACAGCGGCAUAGCUGGUGUGGCUAGAACAACCCAAGCAAAGAUCAUCUGAAAUAGUAACACAUCACAGGAGAAAGCAAAGCAAAAUGAAACAAAAGCAAGGGUAUGAGGCCAUUUUAGUUAACCUCAGAAAGAAAGCUGUUGUCUUGCCCAGCGAGAAAUUUGAAUGGAACCACCCUUGCGAUUCAAUUCCAUGUCCAAUAAUUCUGUUGAUAAAUUCCUCCUGAAGACUCACUUAAAUUCCUCGUCAUAAGAGGAGGCACUAUUUUCCACAGUACUGGGGAUUGAACCCAGGGCCUUGCUACUGAGCUAUAUCCCAACCUCUUUUUUAAAAUGUUUUAUUCUGAAACAGGGUUGUGCCAAGUCAGUAAGUUGUCCAGGCUCAGCACCCUUCUGACACAGCCUCCUACAGUGCUAGCAUAGCAGGCUCAUGUCAACACACAGCUCCGUGUAAACUUUUGUAACAUAAGAUGUACCAUAAUUUACCAUCACUUAUUUUUCUUUUGUAAGUAGGCAAACAGAAAAGCUCGGCCAGCAGUGUUGUCCUUGUCUUAGCUGCCCCGCAGAACCAUGGCAGCUCCCAGGGGCCCCUCUCUAUCCACAGCCCUUUUAGCUCUCCUCCUACCAUAUGAAUCAGAACAUCUCUGUUCUACACAGGUCCUUCCGAACAUAACAAAUCUCCUUAUAAAGCAUAACCAGGGCACACUGAUAUCAUCCAAGGUAGCUUCCUCUUAGGUGUCUGGGCUAUCACUCAUUUCUUCUCAAAUUUUCAUUUUAACUUCACUUUAUCAUGACACUCCUUAAUAAAUGAAUUUGUUGUCAGUAGUGAAGAUCAUUUCUGAUCAUUUCUUUCCCCUUCCCUCUAUCUGAAAGAAUGUCCUAAAAGCACAUUGUAGAAAGCCUAGAAAGAGUUGUCUUUAUUUUAGAGUCACCAGUUGGAGGGAUUUGUUUCAAUCAUAAAUGAAAACUUGUAAGAUUCCUAAGUUUGCAGCUGAAUAAGAACCUUUGUUUUUGAUACCAUAUGACAGAACUUCGGCACUGUCUUUUAGGGAAGUAACCAAGCCUAGAAUUCUCCAGAAACAAUGGCCAGUGCAUUUUAGAAUCAACCCACAGAGUGAAGGUAGAAACCUUGCUUUGUCUUCUUUAUCUAGUAUCUCUUUCUUGUCACUACCGCCAACACAGCCAUAGCACUUCCUCCUACUGAGUCCCUCAUCACUUCCAGAUAGAUCUUUGCACAGUUGUCCUUUCUCUAAGACUGAAAAGCUUCCCUACUUGCAAGGCCCAGCUCUCCUACACUCUUGGGCUUCCCAUACUCCAGUCUAGUGCGAACCCAGAAAUCUCAGCAAUGUUGGCCAUCAACCAGUGUUUGAAUAAUCAAUGACCGAUCAUAAUUUUGAGCUAAGAUUUUUCUUUUAAUUUUUCACAAAGAGCUCCAAAAGGCAAAUUCUUGAUCAAUUUUAAGCCCUGAAAUAGCACAGCAAGAUGGAUAAAGCAGGAUGUGGGCCUUCAGCUCCUGAUCACCAGGAUUCUUGCAGGAGACCCCAGGGAACCCAAAGCAAGGCCCAUGUGCAGGUCUUCUUCAAACUGUAAGUGCUCACGCCACCCACAAGGGCACCAGCACUGCUAAAGUCAGACUUGUCCAGAAGAUCCCUCCUGGAUCCUCAAGGGGAUCCAGACAGGUUUAACGUCGGAGGCAGAGAGAGCAGGUGCCAGGACUAGGAGCAGAGUCUCUGUGCUGAUGCCUCAUGUGGAACCACGCAGGUCAGGUGUCCUAGUUUAAGGCCAGAAUGAAGACAGGACAAAUAAAAAGGUCAAAGAACCUUUGGACUGCUGAUGAGAUGAUUUUGUAAAGGAAAUACCAGCUCUGCAGUUUACAAAGUUCGAACAUUGGGAAGUAGACCUGAGUAGGGGAGAGCAAAGCAUGGGCAGAUGAGCCAAGAGCUUCAUUCACAGUAGAACAAUUCUAGUCUAGAACUCCAGAAAUUAAAUCCAAUGUAUUUAAGGAAUGACAAUUCUUAAAACUCGUCAGACCAGCUGACGGGGGUAGUGGGGGAAAGGGCAAAAGUUCUCUACUAAACAAAGCACAAAAAUCAACUCAAUCUUCCUCUACUUCCAACACCCUAGCCACUUGUCACCCCAUAAAAAAAUAAUUAAAACCAAGCACACUAACACACACUCAAAUACGCAGACAAAAUACCCAAUACCCAACAAAACCUUAGGAACCACCUAAAGGUUUUUCACUAGCUUCCCAGGUGCUCUUCCUGUUUUUCUAGAAGAGUCAGGCUCUGACAGUUCUGUCCAAGCAGUAAAAACUGGAGUUGGGCAAUGCCCCUUUUCUCAGUUUCCUGGCUUAUUAGUCAGUGGAGAAAAAUAACAACAAUGAAUCAGGAAGAAAGGUGAUGGUUGAGACGAACCAUUGGGAGAUAUCCUAGGACGCCAGAGAGGGGAUCUGGAUAUGAUCGCAUAGUCCAACCCUGGAUUUUACAUCAAGUCAGUCUAUGAAUAAAGCAGAAAGGAAUUUCAGGGGACAUCUUCUAAGAAAUGGUGUCUGCCUAGGAUUUUGGCUCCAAAAACUUACUUUCCUGAUUGUUAGCUUAAAUCUGUGCUCCAUCAUUUCUACUGGCCAAAAUCUCUCUCCUUAAGUGCAGAGUAAUUUGUUUUUGAAUGGUUAGGAUCCCCAGACAGGCCUCCUUGCAUGAGCCAGGCUGGGAAAUUCAGGAGACUCAGAUGGUGGAACAAAUGUGUUGAUACUGGUCCCUCCCUGGGCUGCAAGGAAAGCUUGCAACAUCUGUUUCUCUGCCUCAUCCUUCCAACAAUGCUUCCCCCACGUUUUGUAAAAUAAAUAAUUUGAAAUAUAAUGAACAACCAGGGAAGGGAAGCUGCUGGCCUGCAAAUGUACUCUAUUAAGAGGAACUCAUAAAACUCACACCUGCAGCUUGUUCCCAGACUAAGGCAUAGAGCAGAAGGUGUGGGGUGCUGUAGUAGCCUGUGAACCCCAGGUCAGGGCAGGACUCCCCCUGCCUGUACCCUGCAUAUAUUAUAUUUAUCCUUAUAAAUACAGCAUCCUGGCUCAAGAGGCCACAGUAAAAGGGCCACAGGUUGAGUCCUUUCUUCCUUCAAAUAUCUAUCCAAGCCCCUCAAUAUCUACCUACCAUAGUUUAGUCACAUGGAAAACUGGACAUGUCUUUAUAAGUGCCCAGUUGCCAUGACAGUCAAGGGCUACAUCUUAGUCAGAUCCCAUUACCAUCUCUAUCGGGCAAUGAGGCUGACAAUAAAAAAAA